This is a messenger RNA of Aureococcus anophagefferens, 462 nucleotides long. RefSeq lists its product as hypothetical. The annotation marks the transcript as partial. The transcript has a single exon. NCBI's taxonomy places the organism in Eukaryota, Pelagophyceae, Pelagomonadales, Pelagomonadaceae. The record is from RefSeq and is a predicted model, not a curated record.
CUCGUCGCCGGCUCGGGCAAGAUGGUCUUCCUCGACAAGCUCCUGCCGCGCCUCCGGAGCGAGGGGCGCAAGGUGCUCGUCUUCUCGCAGUUCGUCCGCGUGCUCGGCCUCGUCGCCGAGCUCUGCGCGCACCGCGGCUACGACGCCGAGGCGCUCACGGGCGCGACGCCGGCCGCGGACCGCCAGCGGGCCAUCGACCGCUUCAACGCGUCGCCGGACGCGUUCGUCUUCCUGCUGUCGACGCGCGCGGGCGGCGUCGGCAUCAACCUCUGCGCCGCGGACACGGUCGUCAUCUACGACAGCGACUGGAACCCGCAGAACGACGUCCAGGCCAUGGCGCGGUGCCACCGCCUCGGCCAGACGCGCGACGUCGCCGUCUACCGCCUCGUCGCGCGCAAGUCCUUCGAGGGCCACAUGCUCGAGGCCGCGGCGCGGAAGCUCGGGCUCGAGCGGGCCGUCAUG